Coccomyxa subellipsoidea C-169 is the source of this 912-nucleotide messenger RNA. RefSeq lists its product as hypothetical. The record is from RefSeq and is a predicted model, not a curated record. The transcript has a single exon. Lineage: Eukaryota; Viridiplantae; Chlorophyta; Trebouxiophyceae; Coccomyxaceae. The coding region runs from base 459 to 662 and encodes 67 amino acids.
CGGGGGGGGAAACAGAAUUUCCCUCGAUGAUUUUGUGGUGUGCAAGGCAAACAGUGCGAGCGCGCUCCAGGGAGCCCUGCCUACGUAGACAUUUUGUCAGCCAGACAUAAUUUGUCACACCGAGACCCAUCUGUAGUUGCCUCAAUUACUCGCUAGACUCGCUCUGGGUCAUCACGUGCUGGACUCAGCACUGCAGCAUCAACACACAGGCUUUCUCUCUUUCCCUUGGAACCAUGGGGUUCAAAGGAUGAUGGCAUGUACACUACCGGGGGUGUCAUGGUGACGCCAUAAAUUGACCCGAGUCGUGACUAGCGGUUCUUGUGGGCGGCAAGUCUUGCAUCGCAAUUGGCUCUCACAAUUGGCCGCAAAUGUACUGUCAAACUUGAAAGGCUGGUUGAAGGGCCUCGUUGGACGAGCUUGCCAGGACUUCAAUGAAGUUGUGUCCUGUUUGUGAGUCAAUGAAACAAUCGUGGACUCCACCGUCCGGGGCGGUAUACAGUGUGCGAGGACCUUGGGCGAUUGAAAAUUGCAUGCAGUGGAUUGGGUUCAAUCCGAGUGAUGAGUACUACUCCUACUGUAGUAUAUCAUAUAUAGUAUUACAUAAUAGUAUUACACUGCAAUUGGCAAUUGCAUCAUUGCCGCAAAGUGCGGCGCCGGCAUGAAUGCCUUUUGUAGGUUUGCAAAUAUGGUAAAAAAAUGCCAUUUGAGGUUGUACUGCAAUGAUUUGCUAUAUAUCAAUUUGCAAGCAAGUUACAAUUGUAGCCGGGCUCCGAGCCGGGCUACGAGUCGUGCCGCACAAUUGGCGGCCAUACUAUUAAUUCACCAUGUGAGGAGUGAUCUUAAUAAUAUAAGAUUAAUAUAGGAUAUGUUUUACCUAUAUAUUAAACCUUUUUUUUUUAAUUUAAAGUAUAU